CUCAUCGCAUUUCACCCUAAAUAAGCGGUCGAAACGAAUCCUAUAUACAUUCAACUGUGAUGUUCUCACGUGACGAUGAAGUUCCAGUUCAUCGACAAUGACUCUACCCAGAAGCCUGGUGCCCGCAAGGCGAUACGAAGUCAUGUUAUGAAGGGCAAGAAUCUUGGUCGUACAAUACAAGGUCGUGGGAAGAGGCAUGCUGCACCUCAAUUGAAUGACUUGUACAAGGGUCCAGACCAAUCGAAGAAAGAUUUUGGCGUAGAGGAAGGAACCAAGAGCCUCGACGGUGCUGUCGAUAACGAUGGCAAUGCCUUAUUGUUCCCAGAAAUCGCAGACUCAGACACAGACAGAGACACAGACACUACAUACUCUAUCAACAAUCCAUACUCAGGAAAAGAGUAUACGUACUUCUCAUUCCCGGUUCAGUUCACUCCGUCCAUGCGAUACUAUGUCUACGAAUUCCAUACUGCGAUCUGCAACAUCAUAUAUCCGUACGCCUUCUGUAGACCUACAGAUGAGAUUGGCUCACCAUGGUUCAGGUACAUGGUAGCAGACCAGGCUUGCCUGCACUGUCUUCUCGCCAUGGCAGCGACGUAUCUCAACGUCCUACGGAACAUCCCAACCCCCAGUCUCGAAAGCAUCGAAGCAACUCGUCACUUCUCCCAAGCCCUUCGCCUCAUGAACCCUCGACUCUCUCAACCAGCCUCUGCUCAGAAAGACUCCAACAUUGCUAUAAUAAUCUCACUCGCAAUCCACUCAAACAUAACUCAAAACCUCACCGCCAGCACCAUGCAUCUUCAAGGCCUUGAGAACCUCCUCACUUUCCGGCCCGGCGGCAUCUCCGACAUACGCGAGUGCAACCGCGCACUACUCCACAAGAUCUGCCGCACCGACAUCGAACUCGCGGUUGCGCAGGGCACACGCACACGCUUCGGUAACGCGGGACUCACAGCAGCAGCGGCAGGGCCGAUAUCUGCUCGGAAUCCCCCAUAUCCGUUGAACCAGAUGAGUGAAUUGUUGCGGCAGAUCACACGUGAACUGCUGGCGCUGUGCCGAAGACCCGGGAAGGCAAAGAUGUCGGGUCUGCAGUACCAGGAUGUGCUUAUCUCGAUGUGGCAGAGACUGGUCGACUUUGCACCGCUGAGUGGCACGAGGCCACAAGAUCUGAUGGAUGAUGUGUGGCAGCUGGCCUUGUUAGCGUUCUUGGUUACCGUCACAUGGUCUGCGAGUUAUCUUAAGAGUGUACACUGUAAGCUCUUGCACAAGCUGCUUAGGGAGCAUAUCAAGAGCCGUGCACUACUGGCGAAGGGAGAAGAGUAUCUGCCUUUGUGGUUUUGGAUAGUGUUUGUGUAUGGGCUUUCGUUGACGAAUGGGGAUUGCGAUACACUUGUCUUGGGUGAAACUCGCGAGGCUUCAAACCUAUUGGAGAUAAGGAUCUGGGAGGAGGCGAGGGCUAAAGUGAAGCCGUUUCCGUGGAUCGGCAUUGUCCACAAUGUUCCUGGAAGGGCUUUAUGGGAAGCAGCUGUGGUCACUGUUCCGCCUCAACCUUCUACUGUGAUAGACUAGACCUUCAACUAGGUAAAUAGAGAGGGCUGGGGAUGAUCGAGCCUUGCAUUGAUAGUUAUUGCCCCAAGCCUCAGAGACGUCCAAGACGCCCGGCCGCGUUUCAUGUACCAUUUCAACGAG
Molecule: messenger RNA, 1686 nt
Organism: Fusarium odoratissimum NRRL 54006
Lineage: Eukaryota; Fungi; Ascomycota; Sordariomycetes; Hypocreales; Nectriaceae
Exons: 3
Coding region: 76-1566 (496 amino acids)
Source: RefSeq, a predicted model, not a curated record